Messenger RNA from Xenia sp. Carnegie-2017, 1480 nucleotides. Its product is annotated as gamma-soluble NSF attachment protein-like. Lineage: Eukaryota; Metazoa; Cnidaria; Anthozoa; Malacalcyonacea; Xeniidae. Gene Ontology annotation, cellular component: vacuolar membrane; SNARE complex. The coding region runs from base 22 to 1353 and encodes 443 amino acids. The record is from RefSeq and is a predicted model, not a curated record. The transcript is spliced from 11 exons. Gene Ontology annotation, molecular function: soluble NSF attachment protein activity; syntaxin binding. Gene Ontology annotation, biological process: intracellular protein transport.
GUCUAAGAGAUCAUCUGCAAGAUGGCGAAUUCCUUGAGUGAAAAGAAGAAAGCAGAAGGAUUGUCGCUUCUCAAGGAAGCUGAUAAAUGUCUUCGUACGAACUGGUUGAAAUGGAAACCCGACUUAGACAAUGCAGCCGAUAAAUUUAUGAAAGCUGGAACGGCAUUCAAAGUUGCCAAAGCCUAUGAUCAAGCUAAGGAUGCAUUUUGUAAAGCUGCUGAUGCUCAUCAACAGAACCAUUCAUUAUUUCACGCAGGCAAAGCCCUUGAACAAGCUGGUGUAAUGAUGAAGGAAAUGAAGAGAGUGGAUUAUGCAGCUGAUCUUUUACAACGAGCUGGAGCAUUAUUUUAUGAAAGUGGAACUCCUGAUACUGCUUCUCUGGUUCUGAAAAAAGCUGCAAAAAUAUGCGAGGGAAGCAACAUCAACAAAGCUAUUGAACUUUAUCAAUCUGCUGGAGAAAUGUGUGAGAUGGAUGACAAAUUGAGAGAGGCUGCAGAACCAUAUUCCAAACGCACACAGCUUUUAUUAAAGUUGCAAAAGUACGAAGAAGCUGUUAAAUCACUCAAUAAACAAUUUGAACUUUAUGAAAGGAUUGGAAACACAGGAAUGCAGUUUAAGGUAUUGCUGGGUCUUACUGUUGUCUAUUUGUCCGAAGGUGAUUAUGUUUCUGCAGAUAAGUGUUUCAAAGAUGCCUUUGAGGUGCAUGGUUUUGGUUCAUCAGAUGAAGCUGAAGUAAUGGAGGAACUUUUAAAUGCUUAUGAUGAGAAUGAUGAAGAAAAAUUAAAAACUAUUGUCAGAAAACCUGUUAUUCGUAAUCUUGAUAAUGAGUUGAGUAAAUUGGCAAGAGAUCUAAAACCUUCAGAAGAAUUUAAUAUUAGGGGACAAGAGAAAGAAAUAAGAUUUCUCUCCAGGAACAAUCCUCCAGGAGAGCAACUCAUCUGUGAUGAUGAUGAGAAUCCUUUAGGAAGUGAAGAGAGUGCUAAGGACUCAAAAGAACAUGAUACAAUUGAAUCAUCAAACCAAUCCUCUGGAGUGCAAGGAAUCAUUGAUGAUAAUGUAGAUCCUUUAGGAAGCAAAGAGAGUGCAGAGGGUUUACAGGAAUAUGAUAAAACUGAAUCAACAAAUCAAACCUAUGAAGAACAAGGGAUCAUUGAUGAUAAUGUAAAUCCUUUAGGAAGUGAAGAGAGUGCAAGACAGUCCAUGAAAGAUAUGUCACUAAAAAGUGAUUUAAAUGCAAGUAAGUUGAUGGAACAAGAGUCAGCAAUUGCUCUUCAAACAAAUGAACAAACAGGAGAUGAAAAGGUUAAGUCAUCACUAGGUGAUGAAGAUGAAUUUGAAGGUGGAUUAUGUUGAAGGAAAGAGUAUUAGACAAAUUACUUUAAUGAUGCCCAUAUGCAUAGCUACCUUCAUUCACAUUACAUUAUAAAUAAAUUCAAACCAAAUUAAAUACUUAUUUAGUAUUUUAAGACUAUGAAAGAAA